AUGUCUUCAGAGGUUCCCACGAUCGACAUUUCCGCCUUUCUUGAUUCCUGCAGCUCUCAAGCCGCUAAAAGCAAAGUCGUCGACGAGGUCAAAGCAGCUUGUUCACAAUAUGGCUUCCUUCAAAUCGCCGGUCACGGUGUACCAGUGGAAUCACAGCGCGAAAUAUUGAGAUGCUGUAAAACUUUGUUCGAUCUUCCCGUCGAGUCCAAGGAAGCACUGUCGCUGAAAAACAGUCCUUCGCGUCAUGGCUACGAAGGGUUAAAACAGCAGGUACUCGACAAGACUGCGCUUCCAGACGACAAGGAAGGCUUUUAUAUCGGGAGAGAGGAGCCGGAGGAAAAGGGCUUCAGACAGGGACCAAAUCAGUGGCCAGACCUUCCAAUUGACAUGUUCCGCGGUCCAGUAGAAGCAUACUACAAUAGUAUGCUUCAACUUGCAAGCAAGCUCCUGGAGAUCAUCGCUCUCGGCCUUGCUGUUCCGAUCGAAAAUCUUGCCUCUUUUACUCGUGAACCGGCUUGUAACCUAAAGCUACUCCACUAUCCACCUCAUCUCUCCAAAGACAGWCGUCAAGCAGGAGCAGGCGCCCACACGGACUUUGGCACUUUGACUAUCCUCCUCCAGCAACCGGACAAGCAUGGUCUCCAGGUCCACCACCAGGGCGAAUGGCUUGACGUGCCAGCACGGGAGGAUAUUUUCGUCAUCAAUGUCGGCGAUCUCCUUGGGAAAUGGUCGGGAGGCGUGUAUAAGUCCACCCUCCAUCGGGUGAUCAAUGCAAGUGGCUCAGAUCGUUAUAGCGUUCCAUGCUUUUACGAGGGAGACUACACCGCCACAAAUCCCUUCGAUCCCUCGCAGAAGGGCGGCGAGACCGUCGAGGACCACAUCAAGAAGAAGUUCAAUGUCUCGUACGGCUUGUAG
Molecule: messenger RNA, 915 nt
Organism: Ramularia collo-cygni
Lineage: Eukaryota; Fungi; Ascomycota; Dothideomycetes; Mycosphaerellales; Mycosphaerellaceae
Product: related to gibberellin 20-oxidase
Exons: 2
Coding region: 1-915 (304 amino acids)
Molecular function (GO): dioxygenase activity
Source: RefSeq, a predicted model, not a curated record